GCUCGGCGUUCAGACUCGCAGGCACCCAGAUGACCCACCACCAGCGGAACUGCACGAACCAGACGACCCGGCCCGGCUCCUGGCUCCCCUAGCGAAGGCAGAGCCCUGAGAGCCUGCUGCUGGACUACCGCAUUGUUAUUUUACUAACAGGGCGAAGAAGCGGGGAUGAUGCUGAGGAUGCGCCCGCGAUGGUGGACUUCUCUUUUGUGCGUGUGUGGAUUAAUGCACGUCGCUCAUCAGAGCAGCCCCGAAGCCCUAAAUGGAGACGCCUUGUCGAGCCUGCAGGCUCUCCGUGACGCGGGCAGGUUCGUGGGGAGGGAGGACACGGUGCCUCUCCGCCUGCUCUACAGCAGGGAAGACCGUACACAGAUCACCCAGGAUGAGCUCAGCACCAGGGUGAAGGCCAGCCCUGCCUCCACGCAGGUGGACCAUGUGGCUCAAGCAAGCUUUCAGGUGGAUGCUUUUGGAAGAAAAUUCAUUCUGGAUGUGGAAUUGAAUCGUGAUCUUCUGUCUUCGGGGUACGAGGAGAGGCAUUUGACUGAAAAUGGGAAGAUAGUCGUCACCAGUGGAGGGGAGCACUGCUACUACCAGGGGAAGGUCAGAGACGUCCCUGACUCCUUUGUGGCUCUCUCAACGUGUCAUGGACUGCAUGGGAUGUUUUUUGAUGGCAAUCACACCUACAUGAUUGAGCCUGGAGGACAGGACAGCCACAGUGAAGACGCUCGCAUUCACAUGAUAUACAAAUCUUUUGGACGAGAGGGACUGAGGAAUCUCUUUGGUGGCGAUUUACCAGAGCCUCCGUUCCCCAGCCCCCCUUUUCCUGGAUCAAAAGUUGUUCACUGGAGAAAAAAGAGACAAGUGCCAAGAUGGUCACGAAGUGUUGAAGACGAGACCAAAUUCAUUGAGUUGAUGGUGAUCAACGAUCACAUAAUGUACAAGAAGCAUCGUCUUUCCGUCGGGCACACAAAUAACAACGCUAAGACAGUGGUCAAUAUGGCUGACAUGAUUUUCAGGGAGCAGCUUAACACCCGGAUUGUGCUCGUCGCCAUGGAAACCUGGUCGGUGGACAACAAGUUCAACAUCGACAACGACCCCAUGAUGACCCUCAAAGAGUUUAUGAAGUACAGAAAAGACUUCAUCAAGGAGAAAUGCGACUCCGUUCACCUCUUCUCAGGGAACCGCUUUCAUAGCAGCUGGGGUGGAGCGUCGUACAUGGGGGGAGUUUGCUCUCUUACUAAAGGCGGGGGUGUCAACGAGUACGGAAAAACAAAUGAGAUGGCGAUAACCCUGGCUCAGUCUCUUGGUCAGAAUAUUGGUAUUUUUUCUGACAAGAAGAGGAUCAUCAAUGGUGAAUGUAAAUGUGAUGAUCAGUGGGCAGGCUGCAUCAUGGAUGAUGUUGGUUUCUACCUGCCUAAGAAGUUCUCUGACUGCAACGUGGAGGAAUAUCACAACUUUCUGAACAGUGGAGGAGGAUCCUGCCUGUACAACAAACCUCUGAAGCUGCUGGACCCUUCAGAAUGUGGCAACGGCUUCGUGGAGCCCGGAGAGGAGUGUGACUGUGGCAGUCCAGCUGAAUGUGCCAAAGAAGGAGAGAACUGCUGCAAGAACUGCACUCUGACCAAAGGCUCCAAUUGUAGCAACGGACUCUGCUGCAAUAACUGCCAGAUGGAGCUCAUGGGAGUUGUGUGCAGAGAUGCAGUGAAUGACUGUGACAUCCCAGAAAACUGCUUGGGCAAUUCCAGCCAGUGUCCACCGAAUGUGCACAAGAUGGACGGUUACACAUGUGAAAAAGACCAAGGUCGCUGCUUCAACGGAAGGUGCAAAACCAAAGACCGACAGUGCAAAUACAUUUGGGGGGAGAAGGCAACAGCAGCUGACAAGUUCUGCUACGAGAAGCUCAACAUCGAGGGGACAGAAAAAGGCAACUGUGGGAAGGACAAGGACACCUGGGUCCAGUGUAACAAACAGGAUAUUCAUUGUGGCUAUCUGUUGUGCUCCAACAUCUCUCCUGCUCCUCGGCUCGGGGAGCUGCAGGGAGGACUCUCGUCUUUCUCUGUAGCCCAACACAGCGCCUCUCUGGACUGCAGCGGCGGCCAUGUGCUGAUUGAUGGAGACACUGACCUGGGAUAUGUGGAGGACGGGACGGCCUGUGGAACAGACAGCAUCUGCUUCAACCACAAGUGUCUCCCAGUUCAACAGUUCAACUUCAGCACCUGCCCUGGGACCACUGACAAGAGCAUCUGCUCCGGGAACGGGGUGUGCAGUAAUGAGCUGAAGUGUGUGUGUUACCUGGGCUGGGCAGGAGACGACUGCAGCUUCAGGUCUCCGUUCAGUAAUCUUGUAGUGGGACCAUCUUCCUCUGUUUCAGGCAUCACCAGCACCAACAUCAUCAUCGGGGCCAUCACCGGCUCCAUCCUCUUUCUCGCCUUGAUUCUGGCCGUCACGGCCUGGUGCUACAAGAGCUACAAAAAGAGGCGUUACGUUGAGUCUGAGGUUCACCGAAGAUUCUGCCGACAAAUCCCCCCAGGUGACUAUGUCACCAAGCCGGGGGACGCAGACUCUUUUUACAGUGACAUGCCUCCGGGCGUCAGCACCAACUCUGGCUGCAGCUCCAAGAAGAGGUCAGCCUGUCUGUCCCACCUGCAGAUUUGCACGCUGUCCUUCACUCCCUCCUUCCCAUCCAUUUCUCAGCACAUCUCAGUGUUUGGCUUCAGAUCUAACGGUCUGUCUCAUUCGUGGAGCGAGAGAAUCCCAGAUGCCAAACACAUCACUGACAUCUGUGAAAAUGGGAGGCCGCGAAGCAACUCGUGGCAAGGAAACCUGAGCGGUAAUCGGAAGAAGCUGAAAGGGAAGAAGUUCCGCGCUCGCUCCAACUCCACAGAGACGCUGUCCCCUGCCAAGUCUCCCACCUCCUCCACAGGAUCGAUUGCAUCCAGCAGGAGAUACCCGUACCCAAUGCCUCCGCUGCCAGACGACCAGAGGAAGGCCAACAGGCAGAGUGCCAGGCUGUGGGAGACGUCAAUAUAACCCCGAUCUCGUCCAGUCUGCAAAAGCCCCGAAAGAGUUACACUUCUCUUCUUUUCUAUGAAUGGAAAACACAAGAAAUGAAAUAAAAUGGACUCUUUAAAGCUACUAAAGAGAAAGCAUGAGGCCUCCCCACCCCUCCACUGGACAGGAAGUAGAGGUUUUGUUCGAUGGUACGAACACCUUCAACGUCGUCUCUUACAGACGGUGUCUCUACAGGAUGAUGAGGAGAAACCAGCUUGGCAUCAAUUUCAGAGCAUCUGGAGCUCAGUGAGAGCUGUUCCUUUCAGCUUAAGCUUCGUAAACAGGACUUGACCCCCCCCCCCCCCACCACCACCACCACCACCACCACUCUAAUGCCCCCCUACACACUCACUGUUACCAUUCUUUAGCUCGGCUUUUGGCCAACCAGAGGAGGCAGGAAGAGCCCGAUAGAUUUUUCCAGACAGAUUUAUGUUGGGUCACUUCUGAUGUGAAUCACUGAACGUCUACCACUGUAUGCAUGAGACAGCCCUGUUUACCAGCUACUUCCCCCUACUGAGAAAAGCAGCAGUGCGAUCUGAAAGAAUAGCAUGCGAGAGAGGAGCCAUUUUAUAUUUUAUGCAGGUUUAAAACCUCCUCUCCUCUGACAGUAACCCUUGCAUCGCCAUUUAUACUACAUAACUCUCAACUU
Molecule: messenger RNA, 3697 nt
Organism: Nematolebias whitei (Rio pearlfish)
Lineage: Eukaryota; Metazoa; Chordata; Actinopteri; Cyprinodontiformes; Rivulidae
Gene: adam22
Product: ADAM metallopeptidase domain 22
Exons: 31
Coding region: 166-3027 (953 amino acids)
Biological process (GO): proteolysis
Cellular component (GO): postsynaptic density membrane
Molecular function (GO): metalloendopeptidase activity
Source: RefSeq, a predicted model, not a curated record